CACAAGCUACCAGCAUCCAAACUCAAAUCUUUUUUGGGUUACAGUUAGGUGAAGAGAAAUCCGGCAAGAAUAUCGGUUCUUAGUGUUUCCUCCAGGAAAAACAUGGCCCCGGGCUUCCUGUGUGGCAUGGAUGAUAUGCUAGCUUCAGGAAGUCAGUUAGUAUGGAGUGUUACUGAGCAGGUGCUGAGAAGAUGCUACAGUGAUGGAUUGUUGCCAUGUAGGAGGUUAAUUCAAUCAUGGUGGCAUAUUGGAGAUGUUUAUCAGAUGACGGAAGGCCGGCAAUGUCAGGUGAUUCUGCUGGAUGAUCGACAGCUGGACCUGCUGGUCCAGCCAAAACUGCUGUCUAGGGAUCUUUUGGACAUGGUUUCGUCCCAUUUUAACCUGAAGGAGAAGGAGUAUUUUGGAAUUUCAUACACUGACACAAAUGGCCAGACUAGUUGGCUGCAGCUAAACCGAAGAGUACUGGAGCACAACUUCUCCAAAAAGACUGGACCUCUGGAGCUCAAAUUUAAAGUUAGGUUUUACGUUGAAAGCAUUAUAUUACUGAAAGAGACAACCACCGUGGAGCUGUUUUACUGGAAUGCAAAGUCUUCUGUCUAUAAUGGAGCUGUUGAAUUGGAGACUGAACAUGUUUUUAAGUUAGCCGCGUUCGUUUUGCAGGAGGCAAAGGGGGACUACACAAGUGACGAAAGUGCAAAGUCAGACUUGAAAAAGCUCCCCGUGUUUCCCACAGCUGUUUUAAAGGAGCACCCAUCCCUGGCCUAUUGUGAAGACCAAGUCAUCGAGCAUUACAAAACCCUCCGAGGACUCACCAGAGGAAAGGCAAUUGUACAGUAUCUCACAUUAGUGGAAUCCUUACCUUCAUAUGGUGUUCAUUAUUAUGAAGUGAAGGACAAGCAGGGAAUACCGUGGUGGUUGGGAAUUAGCUACAAAGGCAUUGGCCAAUACGACCAACAAGACAAACUGAAACCCAGGAAGGUCUUUCAUUGGAAGCAGUUAGAGAACUUGUAUUUCCGUGAGAAGAAAUUUGCAGUUGAGGUCAACGAUCCUCCGAGGAGCGCAUCGUCUAAGUCCACUUUCGGCCAGUCUGGACAGGUUAUCCACGCAUGGUAUGCCAGUCAUUCUCUGAUCAAAACCAUCUGGGCGAUGGCCAUUAGCCAGCACCAGUUCUACCUGGACUGCAAACAGAGCAAAUCUAAAAUAUCCACAUCAAAGAUCUUGGGGGACAUUGCCAUGGACCUUACAGACAUCGGAGCCUCCAGAGUUAGCAAGAUGGUGAGCGGAGAAAGCAAAGACCAGCUCAUCAUGGCCAGCAAUGGGAGCUUGGCCUCUGCAGGUUCUGUAGAUUCUGAGCUAAACGAGGACCUGAAGAAAGAGAAGAUUAAUGAACUAAAGAAGAAAGAGAAGGGUCUUCAGGAUCUUCUGACUCAGAAACUUCAUGAACUUAAGGAGCUCUGCCUCAGAGAAGCAGAACUAACUGGCAAGAUGUCUAAAGAGUACCCUUUAGCACCUGGAGAGAAGCCUCCAACUGUAAGAAGACGUGUAGGAACUGCUUUCAAACUGGACGAUCUUUUCCCUUAUCAUGCUGACCCUCAGUUAAGGAACUUGGAAAGCCGGUUUGCUCUUCAGCAAAAGAUUGUAGAAGCAGCAAAGAAGCUUGCCAAUGAAACAGAACUCUGCAAAACUGUGAAGAAGAAGCGAAGGAGAAACUUUGAGGAUGCUAUGAAGACCCUUCAGAUGAUCGAGAAUGAAAUUAAUGACUACAGAGUUCAAACGGGCCAGAAACCCACACAAAGGGCCUCACUAAUCAUUGACGAUGUGAAUGCAGCGGAACUCAGCUCGCUAUCCGACUUAAAUCUGGAUGAUGAUGAGGCAUUUGUAGUGCAACGGCAGCGUUCCCGUUCAGUUCAAUGUUCACCACGGCCUUCAGACAACCUAGGCAUUCCAUAUGAAUCCAAUCGCCGGGCCUCCGAAGACCCACGCAACCCCGACCGAUUAAACUACGGUGAAGUCCAUGAACCUUAUUCCUACAGCCACCAAGAUUCUUUAUCACCACAUAGUAGCCCGUAUUACUCUCAAUCCAGGCAAACAGGAAAUUCACGCAGCAUGCCUCCCACACCCCAGCUGACACGCAAUGCAUUCAGCAGCAUCCAGCUCAGGUGUGAAGAAGACACGCCUGAGCAUUUCCGGCAGCGCAGUGGCAGUCUUGAGUCUCAGUCACUCUUUACUUCAGAGUGUGAUGGUCCCGAGCCUGUGUUUACAAUCACCCCUGCUGCACGGCGGAGCAACAGCACCGAGGUACUUGACGACGUCUCCUCACACACCAGCCAGUCAAGUACAGAGUACUGCGCUCAUUCGCGCGCUCGGAAUCGCCAUCGUCGCCAGAGGGACUGCGUUUAUGCUAAUACAGGCAGCAUGCCCAACCUUGCACAGAACGAUUCUCGCUGCUACACCCCUAAGGCACCGACCAGGCCCACCACAACAGCCUAUUACGUCACUGGAUACCCCUGCUAUGCGGAUCCAUACACUAACGGAAGCUAUGCCUAUGAGGAAGAGACAGCGGGCCAUUAUAGCGUAAAUCCUUCCUACCAGACAAUGUCUUACCAUGGACAGCAACCAUACAGUAAUUACAGUCACAGUGAGAUGGAAAGCAUGAACCAGAAUCCAUAUGCUACACUGAGGCAGGCACGAAGUCGUCCGCCCUCGAGAACCGAGAACGUAGCACGCAACAUGCAGAAGGCUAUAGUGGCCGAGCACUUACGAGGCUGGUAUAACCGGAACAGUGCACACAGGCAAGUGUCAUACGAGUACGAGCGGGAGACCCAGCAAAACAUGGGCUACAGGAUGGCCCCAUACGCUUACAGCUCUAAUGACCGCUGCACCUCAUAUGCCUCAGUUUCGACAGCAUCCAACACAGGGGACUGGCGUGAUCACUUAUCAGUGGGUUUAUCCGAAUACGGCAUGGGUCUUCAUCCACAGCACACCUAUAGCUUAAACUCAGUCCAUCAGAGUCACCUUCCACAAAGCAGACAUGCCUUCAGUGCACACCCUGCACCCUCCUGGUACUACCUACCUCCUUUCUUCUCACCUACUGCUUGUUCCUCCUCAUCCUCUUACUUCUCCCUCCCUCCACCUCCUUCUUCUCGUUAUCGAGUGGAGCGCUCAGGCUUUGAUGGCUCCAGAACUGACAUGGUUAAUAAAGCCUCCUUAUUAAAUGUAGCCCUUGAUAGUCAUACAUAGAUGUAAACCAAAUGGAUUUACACCUGAGGAGUCCAGUAGACAGUUUUGACUCUGAGGAUCAGACACUUUACUGGCACGAAGACUCCAAGCCUGGAACUAUAGUGUAGGAAAUGAAAAGAAGUUCCUCAUGCUUUGUGCCUUUUACAAAACCCCUGUUUAUGUUCAUUUUUUUCUGUGGGUGACAAGUUUAACUACCAGAACUUUAAGGAAUGUUACCAGGCAAGGAUUCUGUAAAACAGCAUUCAGCCAGCUCAGAGAGCACGGGUGAAUUCCCUUGCAACAGAACCGAAACGGGCCUUUGGGGCACACUGAAGAGCAACACAUUGUGUGUGGUGCUAGCACUUCUGGAACUUGGCCUGCCAUGAUGAACGUCUGCUGUGGAAUUUUCUUCGGGAUUUGUUAAUAUGGUAAAAGUGAUUGGGCCGAGUAAGGUGGUAAUCGAGCCAAAUAGCCUGGACCAUUCUAUUGCCAUGGAGGGAUAUUACAAUCGUAAAUCUUUUUCAUGGACACAAAGCAAAUAAUAAUAUGAAGGACUAAGCUCAGCUGGUUUCUAUUGUGUGAAAAGUCUCCCAUGGACAUUUUUUUUUUUUUUGCCGUUUGUUUAAAGAACUUGAAGCAUUGAUCUUUAUAUUGCUGUUGAAGGUCUCUUUUUUUUUUUUUUUUUUUUUUUUGCAAAAGUAUUCUAUAUAUAAUUAUGCAUAAACAUUGGAUUCACAAGGGCUUUUGAAAAUGGCUAUGCAAGAAAAUGGAAGUUCAUUCAGUAUUUUUGUAUUUUUUUUUUUCUUUCCACCCCACUCUAGCAGGUGCUGUGCUUUUAAUCAUGUAUUUACGUGCUGAAUUAUUCACACACAUUAUUUAAUGUGCACUGUGUUGGUCUGCCAGUUUGCUGGGUGUAAAUCAUAUAAAAAGAUCAGAAAUCUGUAUCUUCACAUUAAUUAGAUAAACAUUACUUUGGGAUGAAAAAUGCAGACUCCUGGUGGCACGCACAUGACAUACAUAUGUGUAAAUCAUGCCAUGGAAUAUUCUACAUAACUUAUUACUAAUCAUUGGAACAUAGCAUUUCUAGCUUUUCUUUAUUACUGUUUUUUUUUUUUUUUUUUUAUACUUUUUAAAGCCCAAAUUGUUUUAAAUUCACACAAUUUCAAAGAUAUAGCACUAAUGAGGUUACCAUGUGGAUAGGUUAUACAGCUUUUUUUUUUUUGCUUUUUUUUUUCUCUCUUCACCAAUCUUACUGCAUACAAUAGCAGCACCCUAGGCCUGGCUUUUGCCAUUUUCUCCCUCUUUUUCUCUUUCUCCAGAAGAGACUUGUUUAUGUAUAUGUAAAUUCUGUAUAUAGUUUAUUUUUUGUCAUUUUUAAAGAGAAUUUUUUUGUAUGUCCUUUUUGAAAAAUGUGUAAUAUAUAGUAAUCCGAAAUGUUAAGCUGGUUCUUAGUAGUUUCAAUCAAUGAAAUCUCUUUGAAUUAAACAAAAAACGACUAAA
Messenger RNA from Silurus meridionalis, 4719 nucleotides. It is a transcript of the gene frmd4ba, whose product is annotated as FERM domain containing 4Ba. Bases 103 to 3240 code for a protein of 1045 amino acids. Gene Ontology annotation, molecular function: cytoskeletal protein binding. The transcript is spliced from 24 exons. The record is from RefSeq and is a predicted model, not a curated record. Gene Ontology annotation, cellular component: adherens junction; cytoskeleton; bicellular tight junction. Gene Ontology annotation, biological process: establishment of epithelial cell polarity. Lineage: Eukaryota; Metazoa; Chordata; Actinopteri; Siluriformes; Siluridae.